GCUCAGCCCGGGAAGAUGGCGGCGGCGGGCGCGGGGGGCGCGGGGGGCGCGGGGGGCGCGGGCGGGGGCGCGCUGCCCGCCGACGAGGUGGCCGCGCGCCUGCAGCGGAUGCGCCGCGAGCUGAGCAACCGCAGGAAGAUCCUGGUGAAGAACCUGCCCCCGGACAGCCACUGCCAGGAGGUCCACAGUUUGCUCCAAGAUUACGAGCUGAAGUACUGUUACUUGGACAGGAACAAACGAACAGCGUUUGUCACCCUGUUGAAUGGGGAGCAAGCCCAGAAAGCCAUCCAGACGUUCCAUCAGUACUCCUUCCGGGGCAAGGACUUGGUGGUGCAGCUGCAGCCCACGGACGCGCUGCUGUGCAUCACCAACCUGCCCGCUGCGUUCACGCUCGAGGAGUUUGAAGAACUGGUCCGCGCCUACGGGAACAUCGAGAGAUGCUUCCUGGUCUACAGCGAGGAGACCGGGCUCUCCAAAGGCUACGGCUUCGUGGAGUACAUGAAGAAGGACUUCGCCGCCAAGGCGCGCCUGGAGCUCCUGGGCAAGCCCGUGGGCACCUCCGCCCUCUUUGCACAGUGGAUGGACGUGAACCUGCUGGCCGCCGAGCUCGUGCAUUCUAAGUGCCUUUGCAUCGACAAGCUCCCGAGCGACUACAGGGACUCCGAGGAGCUGCUGCAGUGCUUCUCCAGCAUCCACAAGCCCGUGUUUUGCCAGCUUGCCCAGGACGAAGGGAGCUACGUGGGCGGCUUUGCCGUGGUAGAGUACAGCACCGCGGAGCAGGCCGAGGAGGUCCAGCGGGCCGCUGAUGGCAUGAGCAUCCAGGGGAGCCCCGUCCAGGUUUCCUUCUGUGCCCCCGGAGCACCGGGACGAAGCACCUUGGCAGCGCUCAUAGCGGCCCAGCGCGUGAGGCACAGCAGCCAGAGGGGCUUGCUCCCGGAGCCCAACCCCGUGCAGAUCAUGAAGAGCCUGAACAACCCUGCCAUGUUGCAGGUGCUCCUGCAGCCCCAGCUCUGCGGGCGAGCUGUGAAGCCAGUUCUUGGAUCGCAGCCCAGCUUGCCCCAUCUGAUGAGUCCCUCCGUGGCCCCUGCAUUUUUACAUCUGAAUAAACCUCAUCAGGGCUCCGUGCUGGGCGGCGCCUGUAACUUAUUCCUCCAGAACCUUCCUCCGGUAUCGCUGGCACAGCACCAACUCAUGAAGUUCGAGAACAUCCACGCAAACAACAAACCGGGCUUACUGGGAGAAGCCCCCGCCAUGGUCCUGCAGACAGCCAUAGGGAUCGGAUCAGCGCUGCCCUUGAAGCCAGAGCUGGGCCACCACGGAGAUGCCCAGAAAACGUCCAGCCUGGUCCCGGCCCAGGCGGCCUUCGGUGCCGGCGUGGGGGUUCUGCCCUUCUUCCCCAGCCCGCACCUGCCGGGCCACGCGGGGCCCGGGGGCGCGCAGGACAAGCAGCCGGCGCCGGCGGGACCCGCGGACGGGAGCUUCUCAGGGUCGCAUCUUCAGAGCUUCUCCAGCCUUCCUGCCGGGGGGCUGCUGGCGGGACCCCCCAGGCAGCCCCAGAGCCAGCCGAAAGGCGCGGAGACGAGUCCCGGGGCCGCUGCUAAGAACCAGACGUCGCUCCUGGGAGAACCACCGAAAGAAAUCCGGCUCAGCAAAAACCCGUACUUGAACUUGGCAAGUGUGCUCCCCGGUGUCUGCCUAUCACCCCCUGUAGGCCAAGCCGGUCUGCCGAAGGCUGCAGCCUCGGGCGACCUCCUGGAGGCGAUCUCUCAGGGAAGCGAGCUGCCCGCGCUGGGGAAGUGCGUCACUUACUCCCAGCCUGCGGGCGACUAUGCCCAGGUGUCGACUUUGAGAAACGAGAAACGAGGCUCAGCCUAUCUCGUCUCCGCUCCGGAAGGGGGCGCGGGGGAGCUCGUGGGGGAGCCCCAGCACCCGGGAGUCUACUCCGUGGAAACCUACUUCAAAAAGAAGCGCGUGUACUGACCGGGGGUCCGGCUCGCCCCCGCCUAAGGUUCUCUGCAGUAUUCCUGCUGUUCGUUGCUGCCUUAAGUACAUUCAAACUAGCCAUAUCCUUCCAAUACGGGUUCUUAGUCUCCCCCAAGGAACCGCGCAGCAGGCAGAACUGCCAAACACAAUAGCAAUAAGAGACCAGUGUGGACACUCGCCACUAGAUUAGACGCAUCCCGAUGUCUGUUAACUUAGAGCCCCUGGGAGAAGUCCCGUGUUCCCACAGUCCUUACUUUGGGCCUGGGACUCGUCCCGACACCAUAUAUAAAAGUUUGAAGCAAUAAACGGGGAACAAUGGGAAACGCGUCUUGUUUCCUGAGCCUUAGAAGUCACUUCUUAUAAGCCAAUGUGCAUUUCAUGCGUCCCUGGAGUACUCCCACGUGUAGAUUUUUAGACCUUUCCCGAAAAGAAAAAAAUAAAUAAAUGACACGGGUGCGGUCGGCACGCAGAGAUGCUCAAGUCCUGCGCUCGAACCACGCGAGCAGCCCCGCACUCGGGAGCCGUGUCCGAAGCAUCAGCGUCUGCAGAGGCGCGCCACCCUCUGUGGAACGGGGUUCGAGAGGAGCUCUGGUGAGCCAGCAUACGAGGGUGGGCGAGACUGUCCCCCCAAGUCAGGCCUCCUUCCCCCGUCUUGUGUACUGCCUGCGAGUCAAGAACGGUGUUUACCGUUGUAAGUGGUUGGAGGGAUAAAAACGAGUAUGGGGGGCCGGAGCGAUAGCACAGCAGAGAGGGCGUUUGCCUUGCACGUGGCUGACCCGGGUUCGAUUCCCAACAUCCCACAAGGUCUCCCAAGCCCCGCCAGGAGUUAAUUCCUGAGUGCCAAGCCAGGAGUGACCCCUGUGCAUCGCUGGGUGUGACCCAAAAAGCAAAAAGAAAAGCAUAAAAACCCAAGGACGGGACCCAUCCCUGGACUCCGCCCUGCUCGGUAGGGACGCGGCUACGCUCGUGCCUCCCAGGCAGGGCUGAGGAGCUUUGACAGCGACGAGGCUGCCGAAGCAAUUUACUCUCUGGCCCUUCCCACAGAGGUUUGCUGGGGCUCCUGGCCCUUUCACUGAAGGAUGAUCUUAAUUUCUGCAUUCGGCAAGAAGCCCUAGGUUUCCGCUCCCCGCGCCCCGGCACAGGCCCGCCGUGGUCAGAACCGGUGCGUUUCAGCCUUUCCACACCGGCCAGGCUGGUGCCCACUCACGGACCAAUGGCGGAGAAGCACCGAUGGACUUGACCACAUCCAACCCCAGAUACCUGGAGCAGAGCAGCGAGUGCUUUCUGAGGGAGUCUUAGUACCACUCUGUAACCAUUCUGAGCUGAUCUGGUAUACCUCACUCUCUGCUUGUCUUACUGUUUUUAGGGUGUUAGGCUGAAAAUCCAUAAGCUCUUUAGACCAGUUGACCUUUGGAAGAAUCGUGUAUUGCAUAUAACUUCUGCCCACCUGUUCCUGAAGACUUUGUUGGUAUUAAAUGCAUGAGAGAGGCCCUUUGCCACCUAGAGAUUUUUAAGUUUGUGUCUUGAGACUGUAAUUGAUAAUUCUUUUUUUUGGGGGGGGAGGGGGGGUGGUUUCUUCAUGAUCCUAGUCUUAAAAGUCAAUGUCAUUAAGUAUUGCAAUUUGGGGCAAUUCUUUUUGAUUAUGAGAUGAUGUGUCUCCUGUUGUCUCUUUUGUCUUAAUCAGAGCUUAAUUUUGUGUCUGCUACACAUUUGAUUUGUAAAGAAUGUUCCGUGGUCUAUCCUGUUGCAUCUCUUGGCGUCACAGGGAAGAGGCUGGCUAGACAGGUGCCUCAGAGCCCUGAAAGCCUGUGGCUGUCAGGACACGGCCCCCACAUGCGGGCUGAGGCCCAGGCAUUCCACCGGGCCCAAUCCCCACCCCCCCAUCCCUUCCCGGGUGCGUCAGUCACUCCUCUGCGCCUAUACGCAGCAGGAGACCCGGGGUGAGGACAGAGGCCUGUGUGUGGCCUUUCUCCCUGGCUAGAAACUGACACUGAGAAAAAGGCCCAUUCCCCGCCCCCAGCAACACACACAGUCUACAGUUAUUUUUCUAUAGAAAUCAACUGUGUUACAUGCUUGAGAAUGAAGUCUGACUAUUAAAAGGCAUCUGCAUGUGA
Molecule: messenger RNA, 4097 nt
Organism: Sorex araneus (European shrew)
Lineage: Eukaryota; Metazoa; Chordata; Mammalia; Eulipotyphla; Soricidae
Gene: RAVER2
Product: ribonucleoprotein, PTB binding 2
Exons: 12
Coding region: 16-1980 (654 amino acids)
Cellular component (GO): cytosol
Molecular function (GO): mRNA binding
Source: RefSeq, a predicted model, not a curated record